UGUGCAGCGGCUCGAGGGAAGGCGGGCGGGCGGGCCGCUGGCCGGGGGUUGUUCCUCUCGUCAUUCCCACCCCCGCUGGGGCUCCGCUGCUGCCGGUCAGCGCUGGGAGGCGACAGCGAGCCCCUGCCGCCGGAUCCGUUCGGGGAAAGCGAACGAGCCAACGAGAGUUUUACCUUUUCUCUCUUUUCCCGUCUUUACCCACCAUGCUGCGGACGCCGCUGCCCGCGCAGGAGAAGCAGCAGCUCAGUCCGGCGCUUUUCUCCUGAGGAGAUGAGGGAGGCGCGGCCGGGACGGAGCUAGCGCGACCCGCGCCUCUCCCGUGUCCUCUUCCCUCCCGCGUCCCCGACCACCAUGAGGGAAGAGAGAGAAGUCGUCGCCGCGGCCGCCUGCCCCCACGGACCCAGCAAGCCCUCGCAGCACUGCCAGCAGCCGGACGGCGGCGGGGCAGAGAGCCUGCGGAACGGCUAUGUGAAGAGCUUCGCGACCCCCCUGAGACAGGACUCCCCCAAGAGCUUCCUCUCUCUGCUGCUGUUCCCCACCGCUGCCGCCGCCUCCUCUCGAGCUCUGCUCAGCCUGGGCGCCCUGGCCGCCGUUGUCCUCUCGUUUCUGGCCUUUCACGGCCGGGGCAGCGCAGGGGGCCAGCAGGACGGGAGCAGCUGGCGGAGCCCUCGGCCGCUGCACGCCUUGCUGUGCCUGUCCCGCUGCUUCAGCCCCCUCUUCAGCAUCGCCUGUGCCUUCUUCUUCCUCACCUGCUACCUGGCUGGCGGCAGGCGCGGGGAGCACGGCGGCGGCACGACCCGUUGGCGGCUGCUGGCGCUUCCCGUGUGCUGCUACUUGGGGGACUUCCUAGCGCUACAGUGGCUGCUGCCAGCUGAGGGGCACGAAGAGGAGCCCCAGCCCCCCACGGAGCCGCAGAUGGUCCUAGGCAGGCUCCUGACAGUGCUGGGCUCAGUGACAGCGCUGAUCCUACUGCAGAGCUCCCUGAAGUUGCGCCGAAGCCUCCUCGUCUUGGUCUUCUCCAGCGUGGUGUGGCUGGUGUCCCUCACCAGCCUUCACUCGCUCCCCCCAACCGUCAGACCGCUGCUGGCCGGCUCGGUCGGGAUGGCGGGCUGCCUCCUGGCACUCUGUGGAGGGGAGCACGGCAUCUUCUCGGCUCAGAGCCGAGGAACGCACCACCAGCAUCAUCACCACCCACGGCUCCCCAGCGGGGAGGAAAAAGUGCAUGUGAUCAGACCCAGGAGGAGAUCUAGCUGCGUAUCCUUAGGGGAGACUUCGGCCAGCUACCAUGGCAGCUGCAAAAUGUUUAGGAGACCCUCGUUGCCUUGCAUUUCCAGAGAGCAGAUGAUACUUUGGGAUUGGGAUUUGAAGCAAUGGUACAAGCCCUAUUAUCAGAAUGUUGGCAGUGGAAAUGGAGUUGAUCUUUCAGUACUAAAUGAAGCUCGGAGCAUUCUAACAGACCUCCUGACUGACCCAUCCCUUUCACCACAAGUGAUAUCUUCACUUCAAAGCGUUAACAGUUUGAUUGGUGCUUUCUCAGGCAUGUGUAGGCCAAAGGCUAGUCCAUUCACACCAUUUCCUGGUUUCUUUCCUUGUCCUGAAGUAGAAGAUCCUGCUGAAAAAGGAGAUCGAAAGCUGUUCAAGGGAUUCAAUAGCAGAAAUAGCCUGCCAACACCACAGCUGAGACGAACUUCAGGAGUUUCUGGCAUUCCACCUAUAGAAUCAACAUCUAGAUGGGAACGGAGUAACAGCAAGAGACCUCAUCAGGAAUAUAACACAUCAAGCCAAGGAUCUCAUUCAAAUGGGUCUUUUGCUGCAAACUUGCUGACAAUACCAAAACAAAGAUCAUCUUCUGUGUCAUCGACUCAUCACAUAGGUCCCAGACGAGCAGGUGCUUCUCCUGGCCUGAGUCCUGUGGGUUCACCUAGUCAUGCGUCUGUCUCCAGUGGGGCUUUCAGCAGCUGGUCACCUGUUGAAUUUCCUGAUACUGCUGAUUUUCUUACAAAACCAAGUAUUAAUAUACAUAAGCCUCCAGGACACACAUUUAGUUCUCCAGAUUUUCUGCAGCAAGUUAAAACACCUCUAGAUUAUACGUGCAGCAGCUGUGGACGUCAGAUACUCAAGCCUGUUCCAACAUCAGAACCAGAAUAUAAAGACAGAAAAUCAGGUGAAAUUGGGAGUGCUUGUGUUACAAAAGAAUCUUCCCACCAUACAGAGAAGAAAAAAGAUGAAAGAAGGGAAAUGAUCAAUCAAACACAAAGUAACCUGCUUGUGGAGCAGAGUCCUACAUUAGAAGCAAUGCUAAUAGACCAUGAAUCACUAAUGGAUAAGAUGAACAAUUGGAAUUUCCAAAUUUUUGACCUUGUACAAGAAAUGGGAGAUCAGUCUGGAAGGAUCCUUAGCCAGGUAACUUACACAUUGUUUCAAGACACCGGUUUGUUUGAAAUUUUCAAAAUCCCAACUAAAGAAUUCAUGAAUUAUUUCCGUGCACUAGAAAAUGGCUACCGAGAUAUUCCCUAUCACAAUCGUAUACACGCCACAGAUGUUCUUCAUGCAGUAUGGUAUCUGACAACAAGGCCCAUUCCUGGAUUUCAGCAAAUUCAUAAUGAGCAUAUCAUGGAAAGUGAUAUGGAUGAAGCCAGUGGUAUUGCUCCAGUUCAAGUCAGCUAUAUUUCUUCAAAAAGUUGUUCUAUUGCUGAUAACAGCUAUGGUUGUCUGGCAUCAAAUAUUCCUGCUUUGGAAUUGAUGGCUUUGUAUGUAGCAGCUGCCAUGCAUGACUAUGAUCAUCCUGGUCGAACAAAUGCUUUUUUAGUGGCUACAAAUGCACCUCAGGCUGUCCUCUACAAUGACAGAUCAGUUUUAGAAAAUCACCAUGCUGCUUCUGCCUGGAAUCUUUUCUUAUCACGACCAGAAUACAACUUUUUAUCAAAUCUUGAUCAUGUAGAAUUCAAGCGUUUUCGUUUCUUAGUGAUUGAAGCAAUUCUUGCCACAGACCUCAAGAAACACUUUGAUUUCCUUGCAGAAUUUAAUGCCAAGGUCAAUGAUAUCAACAGUCAUGGUAUAGAAUGGAGCAAUGAAAAUGAUCGCCUGCUAGCCUGUCAGAUAUGCAUCAAACUGGCAGAUAUUAAUGGCCCAGCAAAAGGUAGAGAGCUGCAUCUAAAAUGGACAGAAGGCAUUGUUAAUGAAUUUUAUGAACAGGGUGAUGAAGAAGCAAGUCUUGGAUUACCUAUAAGCCCCUUCAUGGAUCGUUCUUCUCCACAGCUUGCAAAACUGCAAGAAUCUUUCAUCACUCACAUAGUUGGCCCCCUUUGUAAUUCCUAUAAUGCAGCUGGGUUGCUUCCAGGCCAAUGGGUUGAUGAAGAGGAGGAAGAUGCAGAAAGUACUGAAGAUGAUGAUGGAGCACAGUUAGAGAGUGAUGACGAUGAAAUGGAAGAUGAUGUUAUUUUAAAAGCUCAAAGAAAAAAAGGUAGACGAAUAUUUUGCCAGCUAAUACACCAUCUCAGUGAAAAUCACAAAAUAUGGAAGAAAGCAAUUGAAGAAGAGGAAAAAAGUAAAGCUGAAGGAGCUAAACUGCUGACUGAGAUCUCAUCUUUACCUCAAGCAGAUGAAAUUCAGGUUAUUGAGGAAGCUGAUGAAGAAGACGAGCGACAACUAGGAGAAGACAAGACAUGCUAAGAAAGCUUCAGUGGUGUGCAGUAUGAUAGCCUAUUUUUUUUUCCACUGUGCUGUCGUUAGCCUGACACAAUUCACAUAAAAUUGAAAGGCCUUAAUACUGUGAGAGGAUUAGUGGAAUCCCACUCCUAUGCACUUUUGCUACACAAAAUAUGAAACUUUAUUCAAAGAUUGAGUAUCGUAUACCCUGAUGCAAAGUUCUUUAUGCCUUAGUUGGUAUAAAAUAUCCUGAUAUAAUGCUGCAUUGCUGACUAUGGAACUCUUAUUUUCCUUGAGGUACCUGCAAUUUUUAAAAACUUUCAGUAACUUCAAUUACCAAAGUGGCAAGAACUUUUUGCUAACAAGCAUAUGUGAGAUGAAUCCUAAUAUUGUCUCAAGUUUGUUGUUUUCAUGUUGUUUUUGAACAUGAAUGAGAAAAAGUCUGUGCCUAUGAAAACUAUGUUACUGUUGCAGUGCAAGCCUGUUGUGGGGUGUCUACUUAGUGCGGUAGUGUGCUUAAUGUAGUCAUCUCAGAGCAACUGUUCGAGGACUGUGACAUAAAUGCUGAAUUCUGAUAUUUGUGGUUUAAAAGAAAAUCCAGGUGCAUCUAUUUCUGAUGCUUUUUAUUAUUGUGCAUAAUCUGAUGUUUUAUUUUUGCAGAAAAUAUUCAGGUUUGCCGUGAGUGUUCAUGAUGAUUCAUUGAAUACAAGGCCAUUAUCAUUUUUUGCCUUGCUGUUUUGUGGUAGAACAUUAAAAACCUGUUCAGCUACUGAAA
Colius striatus (speckled mousebird) is the source of this 4423-nucleotide messenger RNA. It is a transcript of the gene PDE3B, whose product is annotated as phosphodiesterase 3B. Gene Ontology annotation, cellular component: membrane. Gene Ontology annotation, biological process: signal transduction. Gene Ontology annotation, molecular function: protein kinase B binding; 3',5'-cyclic-AMP phosphodiesterase activity. The record is from RefSeq and is a predicted model, not a curated record. The transcript has 16 exons. Lineage: Eukaryota; Metazoa; Chordata; Aves; Coliiformes; Coliidae. Bases 352 to 3672 code for a protein of 1106 amino acids.